This is a messenger RNA of Carassius auratus (goldfish), 1571 nucleotides long. RefSeq names its product probable sodium-coupled neutral amino acid transporter 6. Bases 145 to 1218 code for a protein of 357 amino acids. The transcript has 15 exons. Gene Ontology annotation, biological process: amino acid transmembrane transport; L-glutamine transport. Lineage: Eukaryota; Metazoa; Chordata; Actinopteri; Cypriniformes; Cyprinidae. Gene Ontology annotation, molecular function: L-glutamine transmembrane transporter activity. Gene Ontology annotation, cellular component: plasma membrane. The record is from RefSeq and is a predicted model, not a curated record.
AGCUGCUUAUUCUAUCCAUCUCCUGCUGCUCCUCUGUGACAAGACAGGCAUCAACUCUUAUGAAGCUCUUGGGGAGAGAGCGUUCAACAGACCUGGCAAGAUUCUCGUGGCCUGUACUAUUCUCAUUCAGAACAUUGGAGUACCAUGUCCACCUACUUGUUUAUCUUGAAGUCUGAAAUGCCUGCUGCCAUCACCGGCUUCAUGAGCACAGAGAUUUCUGGAAAGUGGUUUGAGGAUGGCGUUACACUAUUGAUUUUAGUGACUCUAAUCGUAGUGUUGCCAUUGGCUCUACUUCCUAAGAUUGGGUUCCUGGGAUACACCAGCAGUCUCGCAUUCAUCUUCAUGCUGUUCUUUACUGUAGUGGUGGUGGUGAAAAAAUGGUCCAUUCCCUGCCCUCUGCCAGUUAACUCUACUGUGAGCCUGAGCUUAAAUACCUCUGAAUGCACCCCACAGAUGUUUGUGAUCUCUAGUAAGAGUGCUUAUGCCGUCCCAACAAUGGCUUUCUCCUUCCUGUGUCAUACGGCAGUUUUACCUAUUUACUGCGAGUUACACCGACCCACCAAGCAGAGAAUGCAGAGUGUGGCAAAUGUCAGCAUCUUUCUUAGUUUUGUGGUGUAUCUGAUCUCUGCCCUGUUUGGAUACCUCACUUUCUAUACACAUGUGGAAUCUGAGCUGUUGCUAGGAUAUGACACCUACCUACCGCGGGAUGUUGUGGUGAUGGUAGUGCGUCUUGCGAUUUUAUUGGCCGUUCUGUUCACUGUGCCGCUCAUCCACUUCCCAGCACGUAAAUCGCUGUUGAUGUUAUGCAGGGGAGAGAGGGAGUUCUCCUGGCUCUCUCAUUCGCUUUCCUGUUUUUUCGUCCUCACUCUUGUGCUGCUGCUCGCUAUUUUCAUCCCUGACAUUAGGAAUGUCUUUGGUGUGGUGGGUUCUACGACCUCCACAUGUUUGCUGUUUGUGUAUCCUGGAAUGUUUUUUUUUGAGAAUCAGCUCCGAGCCAAUCAGAUCUCUCAAUUCAGCAGGGGCAGUGUUUCUGAUGGUGAUUGGUCUGGUUGUGGGUUUGCUGAGCCUAUGUGUCAUCAUUGUCUCCUGGGUUCAAGGUCCUUGACCUUUGACAUCAUUAUUGUGGGAUGUAUUGCAGAAGUUGUGAGCUCAACUCAUCCUCCCCUGAAGAGAAAGCUUAUUUUACAGGUGACACGCCAGGCAGAGACUCUUUUCUGAACCAAAUUAAGGGAAUACCAAUGAGAUGAGCCUGUGGUCUUAUGACAAAUCUCAUGUCCUCAUAGCAAUAGCACUUUAUGACACUUGAAUACUGAACAGAGGCACAAUCAAAUUCAGAAUAUCCAGCAGGGCACUAAAAUGCAUAUUAUGUGUGAGUGACAGAAGAGUUUGACUAUCUUUGAACCAGAUGGUGGCUGUCAUCCAUAGAAAAACACUUGGGACCAAUGAAUGAAGGAACUACACUACCGAUUUUACAGUAACUGAAUGUGGGAUAUUAGUUUUAUACAGAUGUUUAAUGAAUUGGAAAAGCUGCUUGUCUGACUCAAAAAAAAAAAAAAAAAAAAAAAAAAAAA